AUGAGCGCAGAGGAGGCCUCGCAGCAUCUCUCCCUCUGCGCCACGUUUGCCAACCCCCAGCGAUAUGAGGCCAAAGAGGCAGAAAGCAUUAAGGACUACAUCGUACACGACGGAGCUCGGGGGCCAUUGGUGGUCUACGGAGGGCCGGGCUGUGGCAAGACGGCACUCGUGGCCUCUUGCGCCAAGAAGGUUCACUUCUGGCUUCCGGACUCGGCUCCGUUUUUAAUCGUCCGUUUUGUGCCCGUGAUUGGAGAAGCUGUCACUCUGCAGAGACUUCUGAGCUGCUUGUGCCAACAGGUUGCCGACGUUUACCAAGCACCGCAUCUAAGCCAUCCCGCGGACACGGAGGACCUUAGGGAAUGUUUUGCCGACGCUCUUUCUGUAUCAACCGAGGAAAGACCGUUGGUUCUGAUACUGGAUGCCGUCGAUCGCUUGCGGUCUGACGGCAACCUUCAAGAUUUCCAGUGGCUGCCAAGUCCGAUUCCUCGAUUCACCAAAGUCAUCCUGUCUGUGACACAAGACUGUGACUUGGUAAAGUCUCUGAGCCCACGCCGGGUUUCGUUUCUUCAAAUAAAGCCUUCGAGAAAAGAGUGUAACGAGAGUCUGAAGUCCGCCCUGGCGCAGCGAAACCGGAAAAUCACUUCUGGGCAGCAGCUGUUUGUGAAUCGGUCCCUGGGGUCCGACCCGUCUCCUCUGCAGGUGUUAAUGCUCUUCAAGGAAGUCAUUGAGUGGAAAUCCCACCAAGAAGUCGACGACCGAUCCCUGGGAGGAGACACCUAUCAGAUCAUUGAAAGAUUCUUUCGGAAGCUGGAGGUGAAAUACGGUUAUGCCGUUCUCUCUAGAGCCGUAAGUUACAUAACGCUGUCGAGAUCGGGCGUCGGGGAAGCCGAGCUGAUAGAUCUGAUGUCGGCGGAUGACGAGGUCCUUGCGCAGUUGUAUCGUUUACAUGCCAAUGUAGGCACUUUACGAGUCCCGGACUGGUUGGUUGCCAGCAUCCUACUGGACUUGAAGAGUUGCCUCUCUUGGAGAACGGUGACUGGCUUUAGACUGCUGUGUUGGACCAAUGAGCUCUACCAGAAGGUCACCUAUAGCAGAUAUCUAAGCUCGCCAGAAGUGGUCCAUACACUGCAUGUAAACAUGUGCCAUUAUUUUAGUGGCCGAUGGGCUUGUGGGAGAUCCAAGCCAAUAUCAGUAGACAAUAAACAAAACGAAGGAUCUGACUUAAACGCGGCUGCCACCGGGACCCCGGCCAAGAUCUACGCUGACUGCCAACUCCCUUCCCAGCCGUGGUUUUUUACCAGACAUUCUAGGAACCAAACCAUAGAAGCCGGGAAUGUGAGGAAGGCGUAUGAGCUUCCCUUCCAUCUAAAAGAAUGCGUUAAGCUGGACAACCUCUUCAAUGACAUUGUGUUGGCCGUGCCUUAUCACAAAGUACUUAUACAAGCGGGACUCCUCCAUUUGUUGUUCCAAAGCAUGGAAGAGGCAGCCGGGUCAAUCGGAAGAGAAGAAGUCUACGUUAUCUCCGACUUGUUUAAGGAGAUCGGUUGCGUGUUGAUUGAGAAUCCAGACAGCAUGGAGUUUGUCUUGCAGUCCAAGAUGGCGCCGUUAGUACAUACGUAUCCGGCUCUAUUGAAGUUUGUCAAGCAGACGUACUGUGAGGGCACCAAAAGACCCCUUUCCCUCAACGUCUUGUGUUCCCCGCUAAGUCAAGCGGUUCUCGCUAAAGUUCGGUUUCAAGAGACUUCCCGUGUCGUAAGCGUCUUGGAGAUGCAAUCGAAGCCUUCCUUAAUCGUCGUAUUUGAGAAUGGCGGUAUUUGGACGUGGGGUCUGCCAAAUAACCUGACGUUCCGGUAUCAGCUUCCAGGAGACGCGCCGCUCGAACGCGCCAUCGCGGAACUCAACGGCAGACACCUUGCGCUCGUCACCAAGAAUCACAUGUUCGCGAUCCUCGACUGCUCCUCUUGGACGCUUGUAUGUGCUAUAAAAAACAUGAAACAUGGGAAAACCCAAGAAAUAGAGCUUACUCCUAAAAACAUUCACUUAGUAAGCACAUCUCUGUUUGUAUGCUAUGAGAAUUCUUCCACGGUCAGAAUUUAUAACGUUCGUUCCGGUGCAGUCAUUGAUGAAACCAUUUUCCCCCAGGUAGUGACCUUCUUUGGAUGUGAAAGUAGCGCAAGAUAUACCAUUUUGGGACAAACAAACAAAAUUUUGAUUUACGACAAUAAGGGUUUUGACCUUCAGUUUGACCUUAAUGUUGAUCUUCUGAUGCUCCCAAUAUCGGAUGUUUAUAUACAAGAUCACCUAGUUUAUAUCAUCGAUAAGGCAAGCAAUAUCAUGGUGUGGGACACCGAAGAUCCAACAGAACCUCGACUGGUGGACGAAAUUUACACUGACGAGGUCAACAAUGAGAUGAUGUCAUCAGAAAUCACGACACGGUGGCUUUUAAUCGGCAGAUCCAAGACGAUAGACGUGUGGGACGUACUGACCUGGGAAAAAAUCAGUUUUGAGCCCCCGGGGGGCAGCAGAUUUCUCUGCUGCGUCUUAUCGGAGAGCGGUGAAGAAAUCAUCGCAGCUGUUGAAGGAGGCUCCUCCAUAUUCGUCUGGGGCAGGGAGAGCGGACAAUGCCUCUCGGUGAUCCGCCAGGGGCACGGAGAAUUUACCCUGUUCGCCAAGUGCCCCCAACUAGGUAGCUUGAUAGCGGCGACGGCGAAUAGAUAUCUGCUUCGGUGGGACUUGAAGUCGGUGGUCUCCACCACAUGUUUGUCACAAACCGGGCGCUCGGUGGAGUCGUUACUUCUCUGUCCCCAGGGCAUCGCUGCCUUCACCGCCGACGGCUCUGAAAUAGUUUGCAAAUGGGAUAUCCCGCGCAAUAAGAUCAGAACGUGUUUUUUACACAACGAUCUUGUAGCUAUGAUGGCCUUAACGGCAACCGGGGAGCUCCUGGUGACGUCGGUGGCAUCGGGGGACCUCUUCGUCUGGGUAGUGGAGAGCGGGGAGAACGUUCAGUACAUUCGAUGCGGCCCCGUCUCCCGGAUGUUAGUCACUCCCAACGCUGGCGUUAUGGUCUGCAUGUGCGAAGACGGCCUUACCAGGGUUUGGAACCCAGCGACGGGGAACAUAGUUUGCAACAUCCGUGUUUGUCUACACCAAGCGGCCAUCACUCCUGGAGGCACCUUUCUAAUUGGUUUGGAUGAUGACAAACUCCUGGCGGUCAGCCUGUGGUCAGGUUCGGUAUGUAAGCAGCUCCGCUGGGACACUGAUCCGUCGGGUAGUAUAGACGCCUUCCGGUGCAUGGAAAGCCACCCAGAUUUUGUAGUCGUGCUAACCUCCGGCGCCGAGCUUUACACGUGGGAUGUGGUAGAAGACACGGUUUGCCACCAGGUCAGGUUACCCAUCGAUCUAUCACAUCCACGGAAGCUACUCCAGGUUUCGUCAAACGGGGGAGUCGUAGUCGUAACGGUCGAUAAAACGGUCAAUGUCUUCAACGCCCAAGAUGGAAAACUCGGCGUCUUCUUCGUUCCGAACCCGAUAUUGCAUCAACGACUAACGGACGACGGCAAGUACUUUCUUUACACGUGUCACGUGAAACCGGAUGGCUGUAACUGUGACUUUCACGCAAACCCGGUUCUUAACGUGAUAAACGUCAGAAACGGGGAAAAGCUCGGCCGGUUCCCUCUCGGUAAGAUGCCGAGUGCCAUGAUGGUUUCUGAAGACGGACGCGCCGUCUGUAUCGGCUUUGAAGACGGCACCAUUGGCUUGUAUUCUUUAGUUGACGCGGGCGAGGGCCGCACAAGGAUGGAAGGUCUGUUUUCUUCUUUUACAAACAAAGGGGUCCGCAGGAACGUUCCCGUUGGAAUACGUCUCCACAAACAGUCCCCAGACGUUAUAUGGUCCAGCUGCACCCCAGAAACAUACAAUUCUGACAGCGGGUAA
Spea bombifrons (plains spadefoot toad) is the source of this 3933-nucleotide messenger RNA. RefSeq names its product NACHT and WD repeat domain-containing protein 2-like. The record is from RefSeq and is a predicted model, not a curated record. The transcript has 2 exons. Lineage: Eukaryota; Metazoa; Chordata; Amphibia; Anura; Pelobatidae. Gene Ontology annotation, molecular function: protein binding. Bases 1 to 3933 code for a protein of 1310 amino acids.